Molecule: messenger RNA, 2433 nt
Organism: Drosophila ananassae
Lineage: Eukaryota; Metazoa; Arthropoda; Insecta; Diptera; Drosophilidae
Product: protamine
Exons: 6
Coding region: 807-1376 (189 amino acids)
Biological process (GO): sperm DNA condensation; spermatogenesis
Source: RefSeq, a predicted model, not a curated record
UUCCGUAAUCGUGCCUAUAAGCACCCGAAUUUCUGACAAGGGCUCAGUACAUAUUUGAAGCAGUUAGAAACCAGUAACGAAAUUGAUGGUGAAAUUUUUUAGUUGUUUAGUGAAAAAUUGUUUAUUCGAGUAUAAAAUUUUACUCCAGUCUCCGACUGGUAAAUUUCUUCCUAAAAAAAACUUUCCAUCGAGGUUGCAACAAUUUUGAUUCUAGUGUGCUUUGACUUUGUAGACUUGACUAUUUUAACUUGAGUUCAAAUAUUGCCCAGUUAGUCUCUGAAGCUGUAAGAAAACGGUUCCAAAAUUUGAUGUAAAAUUUGGAAGAAGCAACGGCGGUUUCAGAUGCUUCUGUUCGGACAGCCAUCUCCAUCAAGAACUUGGAUCAAUGCGUAAUCUGUUAAUUGGUAAUUGUAAACCAUUAGAAAAGCAACAUGCAGAGUUGAGAAACCUGCGGCAAGAAUCCCUUAAUUACAAGUACAAUGACUGAGGUGGCUCAGAGCAUAAGUUAUUGUUGGCUUUUGAUGAAUGGAAAUCCAAAACACGGCCGAUUAAAUUGAGAAUGUUGAUUAAUGAAAAUGUAUGAAGAUUUUUGUUUUAUAACCGAAUAAUGUAAAAAUGCCCUUUGAAUAUUUAAUGAUAUAUUAUAACUACUUUUAAGGCAGGUUUAAUUUUAAACGACUCUGCCCAUUGCAAUACCAACUAAUUUAGAAAUCAAUCCAAUAAUCUUUUUAUUGUCAGUCAAAUUCAUUUCUGUUUCGGAUACCUAAUCAAAAUUGCGAAAAUAUAUUGUGGGAAAUUCCGAAAUUAUGGCAGAUAUACAUGAGUUGAUUGUCACUUGCAUUAUUUUUUUGUACCAAAUCUAUUUGGUUUUCCGAUCCAUUCACCCCAUCAAGAAGGAUGCCUUGCUGCUUAUUUUUCACAAUAUCAUGCUAUACUACGUCAUUAAUAUGUUUAAGCAUCUGGCUCAAGAUACUAUCAACUCUCCUGGCGCUGUGAACACUUUCUACUAUGUGCCGCUGGUCUAUGAGGAGCCUGCUGGCUCGGAAUUAAAUCACAGUUGGCACGAACUUCUCAGGUCUUCCAGUUGGCUCUUUUUCGAGUCUCUGUUCCGCCAUCAUUUGGUCCUGUUGUUGCCGUUUAAUUUGGCCAUCCUGGUUCCCCGCUGCAAGUUGGGCUUCAUUAGCUCUUUGGUGCUAUUUUCUAACUUGGUGAUGUUCGGGUGCUUCGCCUCGGCCAUCUGUCAGCUGAUGAUUUCUGCCAGCCAUGCCCACAGCCUGCGCCUUCUCACAAUACUGUGCCUGGGUCCCAUGUGUCAAAUGCUUCUGAUGCUCCGCCUCCUGGUUCGCAUGUGGUUCAGUAUGUGGAUUGUUGUUUGAGACGUACAUCAGCCGUCAUAAUCAGCAUCUGCACCCCUGAGUUAGUAGGUGCAAUCAAAGCAAUAAACGUAUCAAAGGCAACCGUGCUUUCCACUGGCAAACGCAAGCGAAAAUCACUUUCACUCCGCAAACUGCCAAACUGCAGUCAUUUAUGGCAGGCCAGCAGAAAAGAGGGAUAACUUGCCAGCCAUCCUCUGAAACGUGUGUGGCGCAAGGGCCAAAAUCGCAUAACAAAAUUGUUGCUGAAAAGUUGAACAAAUAUUGAGGUCAGCAGAAUGCCGAGUAAAGUCUCGAGCGGGCAGCAUUGUUACUGGUGCAAACUGUUUGCUAGCCUUUGGCACAAACUUCUGACACGCUCCCCGGCCCCAGUCGGACUCGGAUCCGGAUCCGGAGCCUUUGCCGGAGCCGUUGUCGUAGCCAUGACUCUGAGUCCAGAGGUGAGCUGAGGGGACUCCACAGAGGCUCGCCCUGAACGAAAAAUAUUCAAUGAAAAUCGGCAGUCAACAGACCCCUCUUUGUCAAUAAUACAAAAUGGAAAAAAUGAGUUGUUGCUGUUCGAGUUUGCAUGGUGCAAUGCAGACGUCGACGCAGCCCGGGGGUCCGGCUUCGAAGCCGUCUGUCCCGACAGCCCACUACCAUACCCUGAGCAUGGAAGCCACUGCCCCGCACCAGCCCUGCACCGUCCCCAAGCCCCGAAUCCCCAACCCCUCAGGCGUGCCAGCUGCCUUCGCAUCGAAUUGAGAAACUGCCGCAAAUGCUUUUCGAUUUUUCGUUUUGCCACGGACAAGCCUUGGCUUUUCAUAUUGCAUAAUUGAUUGGGGGUGCUUGGGGAGGAGUGUGUGUUUGGAGGUGUGGGCUGGAUAAAUACCAAACAGACGGCAUUGUCACCACCCCUGGCAACCCCUCUUCGCCCGCAUUUAUGCACAUUUUCAAUAUGCAUUCAGAUGCCAUUCCCCAUGCAUUGAUUGCCGCAUUGGGCCAGAAAAGAGCAUUGCCAAGUUGUGUGUUGUAUUUACGCUUUCCUUGGUCAUAAUUAAAUUUCAGGACUUAAAAACGA